AGCGUUACAGAGGUAAGGUUAUGUUGCCUAGUUCUCUCUGUCUCUCUCAGUAUCUGUUCUAAUUAAAUUUUUCCGCCAACACUAUUCUAAUUAAUGUUGCCCAGUUAAAACUACGUUUGGUAUUCGUGUCAAAAAUCGUCAAAAAAAAUGGAAAUAGAAUUAAUUGAAUUGAAGGAUAUAAAAGCUGUACCAGAUAUAAUACACGUAUAUCCACAAAGAGUAAAGUCAGAACGCACGCCGCUUGUUAUUGACAAUGGAUCCUACAACUGUAGAGUCGGUUGGGCCACCGAGAAGGAACCGCAAUUAAUAUUUAAGAAUCUCAUAGCAAAACCACGCAAAGAACGUGGCAAGAAAGAUGGGGAACCUCAAGUAGGAAAUGAUAUUGCAAAUAUCGAAGCUGUUAGAUUUCAAUUGAAAACUCAGUUUGACAGAAAUGUAGUGACUCAUUUUGAGGCUCAAGAACAGAUAUUUGAUUACACAUUCUCACACAUGGGCAUAGACACUGAAGGAAGCAUAAACCAUCCGAUUAUUUUGACUGAAACGUUCCUCAAUCCCAAUUAUUCACGUAACUUAAUGGCAGAAUUGUUAUUUGAGUGCUACAGUGUACCAUCUAUAUCGUAUGGAGUUGAUUGCUUAUUUUCAUAUCAGCAUAACAACUGCCCACCUGAUGGCUUAAUAGUUAGUAUAGGAUAUCAUACGACUCACAUAAUACCAAUAUUGGAUGGAAAAGCAGAUGCCACAAAUGCAAGGAGAAUCAAUGUUGGUGGAUAUCAUAUCACAUCGUACAUGCAUAGACUUCUUCAGUUAAAAUAUCCAGUACAUGUUAAUGCAAUAACACCUAGUCGUGCAGAGGAGUUGAUACACGAAUACUCAAUGAUUGCCUUAAGUUAUCAGGAUGAAAUAUCCAAGUGGGCAGAUGUUGAUUAUUAUGACACAAAUGUUUUAAGAGUGCAAUUACCAUACAUUGCUCCUACUGCUGCUCCUGGCUUAACACUGGAGCAGCAAAAGGAAAGAAAACGGGAAUUAGCACGAAGAUUAAUGGAAAUCAAUGCAAGAAAGAGAGAAGAAAGGUUAGCUGAAGAUGAAGAGCAGCUGAAUCAACUAUUGGCAGUCCAAGAUCUCCUAGAGGAAGGUGAACUCGAUGAGUUUGAUCAGGCCUUAAAAUCUUACUCUCUUGCAAACGAGGCUGAUCUAAUAAAAAUGAUUCAUAAUUUGCAAGCAAAAGUAGAGAGGACCAGACAAAAGAUUGUUGCUGCUAACUCACAAGAGGAAAACAUUGUGAUGGAAGAACAAAAACCUAAAAUUAAAUCGAACCUUCAACCAAAAGAUCAACAGGAUUUCGACGAAUGGAUUGCUGGAGUUAGAAAAAAAAGACAAGAAAUAUUAGACAAACGUAUGGCGAAGAGGCAACGAAGACAAGACAUGGCAAAACGAAGGACAGCCGCUGCACAGGAAAGAAUGCGCAUAAUUAGCCAGUUGGCAAGAAAAGAAAAGCGCGAUGACGAUUUCGGUAUGCGGGACGAAGACUGGGACGUGUACAAAGUUAUAAAUAGGGAAGGUGGCGAUUCAGAUUCAGAAUUGGAGCAAGAAAAGCUGCUGGAACUAGAAGAUGUUUUACGUCACCAUGAUCCGGAAUUUGACAGUGCCGGAUCCAGUGUCCCAAUGGUACCCGGAGAAACUCACCAACUUCACGUGGGCGUGGAACGUUUACGUGCACCGGAAUUAUUAUUCCAGCCAUCUAUGGUUGGUUCUGUGGAGGCCGGGAUUGCCGAAACAAUCGAAUAUGUCUUAAAACAGUACUCGACUGAAGAACAGAUGCGUUUAGUCAGUAACGUGUUUCUCACCGGUGGACCGACGGCAUUUCCGGGUUUAUUGGACAGAUUGAAACGCGAACUACGUGAAAUGAGACCCUUUGGAUCAAGCUUUCAAGUGAACAUCGCGAAAAAUACUAGUCUGGAUGCUUGGUACGGUGCAAGAGACUUUGGAUUAAACGGUAAUCUUCCCGAAUACUUAGUCAGUCGCAAGGAAUACGAAGAGAAAGGCGGAGAGUAUUUCAAGGAACAUUCGACGAGUAAUACUUACACUCGAUCGCCUGAUCCUUUGCCAAUGAUACAAGCGCCCGUGACGUCCGAGCAAGUAAUCGUAGAGUGGAAAGCAAGUGAUACUGUUGUUGAUGUGGAAAUCGAGUAGCAGGUAAUAAUUAUAAUGUAUAAAUAAAUAUAAUUAUAUAUAUAAACCGAGUAUAUUUGUAUGACAAUAUAUAAUAAUAUGACUAAAUAGAGAAACAUAUAUAAACAAACUGUUCUCAAAACUUAUAUUUUUAUCAAGCUUUUUAUUUUUAUGAACUGUACAUAAAAUACUAUUUAAUAAUGAUGUAUAUAUAGAAGAUAAAUGAACUUUAUACUAAAUGGAUAUUAGUAAAAAAUACGA
Odontomachus brunneus is the source of this 2430-nucleotide messenger RNA. It is a transcript of the gene Arp5, whose product is annotated as actin-related protein 5. Gene Ontology annotation, cellular component: cytoplasm; Ino80 complex. The record is from RefSeq and is a predicted model, not a curated record. Bases 148 to 2190 code for a protein of 680 amino acids. The transcript is spliced from 7 exons. NCBI's taxonomy places the organism in Eukaryota, Metazoa, Arthropoda, Insecta, Hymenoptera, Formicidae. Gene Ontology annotation, biological process: regulation of DNA-templated transcription.